AUGGAGAACUUUGAAAACAUUGAAAAUGUGUGGCCCGACCUCCAAAGUGAGCCGCCGUCGCCGUUGCCCACUUGUCCGUCUCCCGAAUUGCCUCCGGUAGUGGACAGGGAACCAACACCUUGGGAUACAGUACAGGCCUUAGAGGAUGAACGGCUAUCAGCCAAUAGUGCAGUAAUACGACAGCUGAUAUAUGAGCCAAUGUACGCGCACUUAACGAAUGUAUACAUCGAUUGGGAUCUAGAAGGCUACGUCUGCCGCGUGAUUGGGAGCCGUUGUUAUGGUCGCCUUUUUCCUGGACCAUUCCGGAUGCAGGAGCAUCUUAGGAUACCAUACCACCUGGCGCAUAACGCUUCCCAUGCUCCUCGAGAGCUGACGCCGCCUCCACGGACUGACUAUGUCCGCCGAAGUAUCGAGACUUCAGGAGCGGGAAGUAAUUUGGCCGAACCAGACGCCAAUCCAAAUGCGAUUGAGAUUGAGAUGUUGCCGGACCUUGUGAGCGGUGCGUCCAUGUUUGCCGAAAUUCCGGACAGUCAAGACCCUGGGUCAGAAUUCACUGUCGUCGUGCGCGACUCAGUGGAAAUUCCGGAUAGCAAGGAGUCAGGGUCAGAACUCUCCGCGUUUGACAGCCCCCCAGGAGAAAUCUCAGAUAUCCUGACCCAUGUGACGGAUGUUGUCACCAUGGGCGACUCGACAUCGGAAAUUGAACACACUCAAGUGUCCAUAAUACCAGUUUUACAACAUCCUUCCAUUAUGAAGGGAACAGAGGCCAAUGAUGAAAGCAGUGAUGAUACCGAAAGCGUGAAAAGUGUAAUAUUUGUGAAGCCGUGUGAAGAACGCAAUUGUGAAAAGUGCGCUGGGAACUUCACAGUUUCAUAA
This is a messenger RNA of Trichoderma harzianum CBS 226.95, 876 nucleotides long. RefSeq lists its product as hypothetical. Lineage: Eukaryota; Fungi; Ascomycota; Sordariomycetes; Hypocreales; Hypocreaceae. The record is from RefSeq and is a predicted model, not a curated record. The transcript is spliced from 3 exons. Bases 1 to 876 code for a protein of 291 amino acids.